This is a messenger RNA of Lepus europaeus (European hare), 1014 nucleotides long. Its product is annotated as olfactory receptor 4K1-like. NCBI's taxonomy places the organism in Eukaryota, Metazoa, Chordata, Mammalia, Lagomorpha, Leporidae. Gene Ontology annotation, molecular function: olfactory receptor activity; G protein-coupled receptor activity. The record is from RefSeq and is a predicted model, not a curated record. Gene Ontology annotation, biological process: G protein-coupled receptor signaling pathway. The transcript has a single exon. Gene Ontology annotation, cellular component: membrane. Bases 1 to 1014 code for a protein of 337 amino acids.
AUGAUAAAGUCUCAUUCUUAUCUAUCUCAAUUAUUUUUGUUCCCUCUAGAUAAUUUCAGCAGCCAAGAAUUGAUUAAUGGAUGGAACAAUAAGUCAGUGGUUACUGAAUUCAUUUUGUUGGGCCUGUCUAGCUCUUGGGAACUCCAGCUCUUCCUUUUCUUCAUCUUCUCUAUGUUUUAUGGAGCUGCAGUGUUGGGAAACAUCCUCAUCAUUCUCACAGUAAUUAUCGACACUCACUUGCAUUCCCCAAUGUACUUUCUUCUUAGCAAUCUCUCCUUCAUUGAUGUGUGCCAGGCUACAUUUGCCACUCCCAAGAUGAUUGCAGAUUUCCUCAAUCAACAUAAGACAAUCACUUUCCAGGGAUGCAUGUCCCAGAUCUUUUUCUUACAUGUGUUUGGGGGUAGUGAGAUGGUGCUUCUUGUUGCGAUGGCCUAUGACAGAUACAUCGCCAUAUGCAAACCUCUACACUACAUGACCAUCAUGAGCCGAAGGGUGUGCACACUUCUAGUGGGGAUCUCCUGGACUACUGGCAUCCUGCACUCAGCCAGCCACCUGGCAUUCACAGUCAAUCUGCCUUUCUGUGGACCCAACACGGUGGACAAUUUUUUCUGUGACCUUCCCCUAGUGAUCAAGCUUGCCUGCUUAGACACUUACGUUUUGGAGAUCCUGGUGCUCAUCAACAGUGGGCUGCUCUCACUUAUCUGUUUCCUCCUUUUGCUCAUUUCUUACACUAUCAUCCUUGCUACUGUCCAUCGCCGAGCCUCUGGUGGGAUAUCCAAGGCAUUCUCCACCUUAUCUGCCCACAUUACAGUUGUAUUUCUGUUCUUUGGCCCAUUAAUCUUCAUCUAUAUUUGGCCCUUUGAUAGUUUCCCAAUUGAUAAGUUUAUCUCUGUGUUUUUUACUGUCUUUACUCCUCUCCUUAAUCCCGUGAUUUACACUCUGAGAAAUAAAGAUGUAAAGGAAGCCAUGAAGAAGCUCAGGAGCCGACACGUGGAUACCAAGCAGGAUUUCUAG